AUGACUAAACAUGAGUCAAAGAUGAGCUGCCAUCAGGCUGAGCUGGAGGAGAAGGUCAGUCUUCCAGCAGAGGAGUUGGAGUGCAAGAUCUGCUACCAGCGCUACAAUGCCCACAACCGUAAGCCCAAGAUCCUGGACUGCCUGCACCGGGUCUGUGCUCGUUGCCUCAACAAGAUCUUGGACGUGGCCGAUGCCGCUAGCUGCAUUUCCUGCCCCUUCUGCCGCCACCAGACCGAAGUCACAGAGUACGAGGUGUCCGGCCUACCCAACGAUGCCAACAUCAUGUCCCUGCUGGCAACGCGGGACAAGUCCUGGAGCUCUGACCACAGCAGGGAGGUCGUCCUGACUCCCAAGAGCCUCUCUUCCUCAAGCCCUUCCCAUGAUUCCUCCAACUGCUUGGUCAUCACCAUUAUGGAGGUGCAGAGAGACUCACAGCAUUCUCCCGGCCGCAAUGGUAGCUCCGACAUCUACGCUGAGCAGAGCCUGGACUCAGAGUCACUGGGCUCAAACAGGCCCGGUGACCAGGAUGCUCUGUCCAAACUCUGUAAUCACGUCCCUCGCAUCCUGGUAUGGCUGCUUGGCUUCUUCUACUUUGGGUCUCUGCCUCUGGGAAUCUACCUGCUGGUCAUCCAGAGAGUGACUCUCGGCAUUGUCUGCGUUAGCCUGGUGCCCUCAAGCCUGACAGUUUGCCUGGUCUAUGGAUUCUGCCAGUGUCUUUGCCAGGGCAUGUGUGACUGCUCCUCCAGGGUCUGAUGCGAUGCUAACAGGAUGGGAGGACUGGUGAAUGGGCUGCUCACAUGGACAGGUAUCAGCUAUUCUUCAGACAGAUAACAGGCCCACUUGUAAACAGGUUUUUAAAGCCUUUGAGCACAUGGACCAGUUGAAUUCAGAUUGUCCUUAGUGUCAGUCUGUUUCUGUGUCAGGCAGAGCAGCUUGAGCAAGAAGAACGAUACAGCUACUGACAAGUUUUGCCAGUGACCUGGAAGAACAACUGACUGUAGCACUAGCCAUUGUUCUGUGUGUGUGUUGUAUGUACUAUGAAUAGGAGGCAGGGCCAAUAGUGCCUAGGUUUCUGUAACGUGUCGUGUUUUUUUUUUGUUUUUUUUUAAACCUCUUUCUGAUCUGUAUUGUUCUCUCUCUGUAUGAAAAUUUUUACUCUUAAGAGAUGUUCGUAGGUGACACAUACGCUGACCUAAUGAUUGACAGCACAAAAGUCAAACCAAAUGAUUCUGCUUUUUAAAGGAUAGUAGGAAACUUAAAAUCUUGAUUGACUAAAUGAGAACACUUCAACAGUCUGGGUCCUUUUUAAAUUCAGGUCAUGGUAUUUUCCUCAAAAUGCAUUUUGGAUAAGAAAAAAAAUACACUCCACAUGUUGUCUCAAAUCUGAUGAGUCCAGAUGAGUCCAGGUAAGUCGCUGAUGUCUGGGUCUCUGUUCUUUUACUUUCGUUUGUCAGUUUCUUUUUACUGCUGUCUCUCUACCCCCUCCUGCUAUGUUUUGCUGUGUUUCUGUGGCUCUGAUGGGUGCAGAUCUCUGCUUAGUGACACAC
Myripristis murdjan (pinecone soldierfish) is the source of this 1547-nucleotide messenger RNA. Its product is annotated as E3 ubiquitin-protein ligase RNF182. Lineage: Eukaryota; Metazoa; Chordata; Actinopteri; Holocentriformes; Holocentridae. The transcript is spliced from 2 exons. The coding region runs from base 1 to 753 and encodes 250 amino acids. The record is from RefSeq and is a predicted model, not a curated record.